AAGAUCCAAAGGUCUCUGGACACGCACGCCGAGCCAGGAGAUCGCCGGCUCGAUAACGAAUAUCGCCCUACAAGAUCCGUACUCGCGCCCUCACCAUGUCUGAGAACCAGACGACCGAGCAUUCUGCUCAACCUGGUUCACAGACAGACGACUCGGGCUUGAUCAAAUAUACAGUCGAGUAUAUGAGUCGUGUCUCGGAACAAACAGUCGCCAGCGAGGACUAUAAAGGCGAAGCCAAUGCUCUAGAGGAGCCCCCAGUAAUGGAAUAUGUCGAGGUCCGGCUAACCAAUGAGGCUAUUGCCCCGGGUUCGGCAAAUGGGGGAGCAGAGAAGAAGAAAUACCAUGAGCACAGCAAGGGUCAUUCCUACAUCAGGAUUCUAUCUCCGGCUGUGAAUGAGGCUCUACGAUGUGUGGUUGAUUAUUAUCCGUCUGUACAUCUGUCCGGCACGAACAUCAAGGUCCUGGAGCCGUUUGAAAUCUUGGUGUUUUACGAGCGGGAACUGACCGAGUACCGCAAUCGCCUGGACAACGGUCCACCUGAAGAGGAAUUGGGCCAUUGCGCAAAUCGCUACGCUAGCAAGCACAUCGGUAUCGUCCAGGACUUUGUCAGAAAACGAGUCCAGAUAGAUGUCGAAGCCGAGAGAGAGCGUCACUCGAGAGGAUUCGCCACAUUCGACAUGCUCUGGCUUCUCUACAAACCCGGCUCGGACUGCUACUAUGACGCGAGCGAUAUUGGCGAACACGAACCCUAUGUGGUAAAGGACGUCAAACACUCCCUGGUCAACGGUGCUGCAAACUCGUACGAGUUAACGUGCUGGAACAUUGACGGCACCUCGAGUUGGGUGGGAGCUUGCGAGGUCUCGAGUACCAUCCAACGAUUUGCUGGGGAGAAAGAGAUUGUUUCGCUCUGUGCCUACCCAUGCGAGUACCUGCGCUUCUCCAAGGACAUCGCGGAGGGCGACCCCGAGAAAAUCAAGGAGCACUUCACGAACCAAGGGAAGAAAUGGUACGCACUCCGGCAGAAGAAGCAUUGCUACGCCUUCGACGGGUUCACAUAUACCAUCCCCAGGCGCAUGUACACUGGCCUCGUCAUGGUGGAUCUCACGAACUAUGCCUGGUGGAUGAGUGGCGCUAAGACAGACGGAUCCGGGUCAUAUGACCGAGUCACGUUGGAGGACGACGUAGCACACCCUUCGGCCCCGUUGAGGAUUUGCUCCUGCAGUCGGUGCGAGAAGCUAAUAUACCAGCACGCGGUCAAGCCGAAAUUUGCUGGCUACUCUUUGAUCAACCCCCUGACUGUCGAGAGCCUGACCGACCACCAAUACUUUCUGUGCGACCGCCUGGUCGAAGCCUUUGUGUUCAAGCUCAGGGCGUGGCAACAUCUCCAUGUCUCCGGCUUUCGGGAGCCAUCCUUCGACAAAUCGCUCUUCGAGCACCUCGUCCUGAAGGACACCACGAAAGACAUGAUCAAAAGCCUAAUCGAAGUCUAUACUCGAGAUAGUGACUUGCGGUCCGUCGUAGAGGAAAAACCGUUUAUCAAGAUCAGCGACGUUCACAAGGAUGUCGGGACGGCACGAAAGGACAAGACGUGGUCUGCCGACUUCGUGCAGGGCAAAGGAGAGGGCCUGACAAUUCUGCUUCACGGGAAGCCCGGCGUCGGCAAGACUUACACCGCAGAAUGCAUUGCCGAGUACAUGAAGCGCCCCUUACUUCCCCUGACGUGCUCGGAUAUCGGGGUUCAGCCCGACAAGAUCGAAAACAGUCUCGUAAACUGGUUCAAGCUAGCCGAGAACUGGGGCGCCAUCCUCCUCAUCGACGAGGCGGACACGUACAUGGAGGAGAGGCAGCCCCAGGACCUGACGCGCAACCACCUGGUGGCCGGGUUCCUGCGCGCGCUCGAGUACUUCAAGGGAAUCAUCUUCCUGACGACCAACCGCGUCGGCACCUUCGACGAGGCCUUCAUCUCGCGCAUCCACGUGCCCAUCUACUACCCCCCGUUCCAGGACGAGGAGCGCAUCAGGGUGUGGGACACCUUCUUCGAGAAGCUGGAGCAGGACCGCGAGACGACGAUGCGCAUCCUCCAGUCGACAAAGGACUACACGCAGUCCCAGGAGCUUCAGUCGCUGAACUGGAACGGCAGAGAGAUCAGAAACGCUUUUCAAGUCGCUGUUGCUCUUGCGGAAGCUCAGGGUCACAAGGACAGCAACGGCCGCGUUCUCGUCAAGCCGGACCAUAUCAAGGCCACGGUGCACAUGUCGAGGGACUUCAAGGACUACCUGGUCCAUGUUCACCGGUACGGCCCGGACAAGAAGGCGGCGAUCAUGGGCACUAGGUUCGAUGCGUACGGGAAGGCCGACAAGGGUAAGGAGCCCUCUGUGGAGAAAUACUGAGUAACAACGACUCUGGUGGAUGCGUUCCUGCCGCUACAGUGAGUGUGAUCUCACUAGGUGUGUUAGGUAUCUGCCUCGUACCUCUAUCCUUCGUGCGGGUACACGACUGGAUAAUUUCUACAACGUGGACAGCCAAACUCCUCAGCUUCUCCCUUUUUGUGGGAUCUCAUUUAUAGCUUCCCCAGUCCAAAGGCGGUUGAAUCUAGUGCUCCUCGUCGCCUUCAUUAUAAACUCACGAGUGU
This is a messenger RNA of Phialemonium atrogriseum, 2632 nucleotides long. RefSeq lists its product as uncharacterized. Bases 96 to 2390 code for a protein of 764 amino acids. Gene Ontology annotation, molecular function: ATP hydrolysis activity; ATP binding. NCBI's taxonomy places the organism in Eukaryota, Fungi, Ascomycota, Sordariomycetes, Cephalothecales, Cephalothecaceae. The record is from RefSeq and is a predicted model, not a curated record. The transcript is spliced from 5 exons.